AUGGACGUGAGCGCGUUGUUCAGGGCGAGCGUGAAGGCGGUGAAUUUGCGCAACAAGGACCUCGGCGCGCCGGCGACGGAGUGCCGUCCGCGAAGGGGCAGGAGCACCUUCUGCGCGAAGGCGCACGCGGUGGUGGUGCAGAUCUCCAAGCUGCGCGAGUUCCUGCUGGAGAACCGCAGGGCCUACCUGAACUUCUCCAACUACCUGUCGGCCGCGCCGCGCAUGACGGACGCGGAGCGCGACGAGAUCGACGCCGGGGCGCAGCGGAUAAUGGGCACCUGCUCGCAGCUGGUCAAGGACCUGAGGCGCGAGGUCGCCGCGGCGACGGAGAUCAGCCAGCAGAACGUCGAGCACCGCGAGAUCAUGCUGCUGCUGAUAGAGGACUACCUGAAGAACGUCUGCAAGAUAUACUCGGAGCAGAAGGCGAUGCGGGUGAAGAGAGCGAUGGAGAUGCGGAGGCUCGCCCGGCUGCAGGCCGACCAGCCGCCGCCGCCACCACUGUCGGCGACAACGACGACAACGACGGCGAGGAAGUCGCAGCUGAACGCGUCGGUCGCCGCCGAUCCCGCGACGACCGACGAUCACGACGCCAGGAGCGGCUCGAGCGAGUCGAGCCCGAUGAAGAUUCAGGAGAUCAACGGCGACGUGAACACGCUGACGUACGAGGAGGAGCUGUCAGCCGAGGACGUUCAGAUGUUCGAGUCCGAGAACGAGCAGCUGUACAACGAGCUGAACACGAUGACGGAGGAGGUGAGGCAGAUCGAGAGCAAGGUCGUGCACAUCGCCGAGCUUCAGGAGAUCUUCACGGAGAAGGUGCUGGACCAGGACAGGGAUCUCGACAGGCUGAUGACGACGGUGGUCGGGUCGACGGAGAAUAUGAAGGAGGCGAACGAGCAGAUACGCCAGGCGAUCCAGCGGAACGCCGGCCUCAGGGUGUGGAUUCUCUUCUUCCUUUUGGUGAUAUCGUUCUCCCUGCUGUUCCUCGACUGGUACAAUCCGUAA
Wasmannia auropunctata (little fire ant) is the source of this 1002-nucleotide messenger RNA. RefSeq names its product syntaxin-18 (gene Syx18). The record is from RefSeq and is a predicted model, not a curated record. Bases 1 to 1002 code for a protein of 333 amino acids. Lineage: Eukaryota; Metazoa; Arthropoda; Insecta; Hymenoptera; Formicidae. Gene Ontology annotation, biological process: retrograde vesicle-mediated transport, Golgi to endoplasmic reticulum. Gene Ontology annotation, cellular component: endoplasmic reticulum; SNARE complex. The transcript has a single exon.